AUGCCAAGAAAAAAACUUAAUCAUCAGGAGCAGGAUUCCUUACUGUCAGAGAGUCACAAGGAAUGGACAUCACUAUUGAAGGAAGGUGUUUUUAUAAUGGUGUUAUGCUCGGCUCAACUCAUGACUCAGGCAGGUCUAGCACAGUCUAUCGUUCCCCUUCAAAUCAUAGGUGAUAGUUUCGGAAUUAAGAAGCCUGGACAGCUAAGCUGGUUUGCUUCAUCAUUUUCAUUGACAGUGGGGACUUUUAUUUUGAUUGCCGGACGACUAGGUGACACUUUUGGCCAUAAAAAGUUCUUUGUAAUGGGAUUUUUGUGGUUUGGGCUUUGGUCUAUACUAGCCGGGUUUAGCGUUUACGCAGAUCACAUUUUUUUUGAUUGCUGUCGUGCGUUUCAAGGAAUUGGUCCUGCAUUUACUCUUCCUAAUGCCAUUGCAGUAAUUGGCCGUACUUAUAGACCAGGAAGAAAACAGAGCGUUGUCUUUAGUUUGUUUGGGGCAUGUGCGCCCAGUGGUUUUGUUUUGGGGGCAGUGUUUUCUUCACUUUUAAGUGAGUUUGCAUGGUGGCCUUGGACUUACUGGAUAAUGGGUAUUACAUGCUUUUUACUCGGAAUUUCUGGCUAUCUAAUUAUUCCACACCAUGCGCCGAUACAUGCAAAUGAAAAAAGUAGUCUCAUGGAGCGUAUUGAUCUGGCAGGUUCAGUGACCGGCGUCCUGGGACUUGUUCUUUUUAAUUUCGCAUGGAAUCAAGGUCCUGUAGUAGGGUGGAAAACUUCUUAUACAUAUGCUCUAUUGAUUGUUGGGUCGGCCUUUCUCGUCGUCUUUGGUUUCAUCGAAUCACGUGCGAAGUAUCCAUUACUCCCCGUGCAUAAGCUUUCGACAGAUACCAUCUUCGUCAUGGCAUGUAUCGCUGCAGGAUGGGCCAGUUUUGGUAUUUGGGUGUACUAUACGUGGUUGCUAAUGACAAAUCUCAGGCAUCAGAAUCCUCUGUUGUCUAGUGCUCAAUUCGUCCCUGUAGCACUAAGCGGACUUUGUGCGGCAAUGUCAACAGGAUAUAUUUUAGCACGUACAUCACCGAGUACAGUAAUGAUCGCUGCCAUGAUAGCAUUCGUCGUAGGAAGUGUCUUAGUAGCUACGGUUCCUGUAUCUCAAAUUUAUUGGGCUCAAACCUUCGUGUCUUUUGUCGUUAUGCCUUGGGGAAUGGAUAUGUCAUUUCCUGCCGCAACAAUAAUUCUUAGUAACGCAAUGCCUGCAAGUCACCAAGGUCUAGCAGCUUCCUUAGUUAACACAGCAAUUAAUUAUUCGAUUUCCAUUGGCCUUGGAGUUGCAGGCACAAUCGAAUCUCAAAUCAGUCAUGGGGAGCCUGACCUUUUGAAAGGAUAUCGAGGUGCCUAUUAUAUGGGUAUUGGGUUUGCAAGCCUUGGGGCCGGGGUUUCAGUAUUAUACGCAAUAUUCAAUUAUGCUAACUCAAAAGAGCUCUCCUUAAAAGUUAUGUGCAGAAGGCCCUUCCCUUUUUUACGACAGAAAGUUAGUGGUUAG
This is a messenger RNA of Kluyveromyces marxianus DMKU3-1042, 1533 nucleotides long. Its product is annotated as MFS transporter. Gene Ontology annotation, cellular component: membrane. The record is from RefSeq and is a predicted model, not a curated record. The transcript has a single exon. Gene Ontology annotation, molecular function: transmembrane transporter activity. Gene Ontology annotation, biological process: transmembrane transport. Lineage: Eukaryota; Fungi; Ascomycota; Saccharomycetes; Saccharomycetales; Saccharomycetaceae. Bases 1 to 1533 code for a protein of 510 amino acids.